AAACCGAGAGGAGUGUAUAAUCAUUUGUUAAAUAAGAUUAAUAAAUUCCUCAUACGAAGAGAAAAUAAUACUAAUUGAAAAAGUGAAACGAAUAAAAUUUAUCGUUAACUACACACCGACAAAAUGAGCAAUAUAAUGAAAAUGUUAAUGAGCGGCGCUGCAAUUGUGGCGACCGUCAUGGUAGGAUAUAAAGUUAUUAAAUCUACGAUGAAAAAGAAUCUUCCCUUCCGCAAACAAGCAAGUGAAAAAAUACAACAAGGAAUAUGGCGCGAUAAUGACAUAGCUUAUCCUACUUUACAUAGUCCGCAUUGGAAAAAAAUUGGUAAAGUAAAUGGUUUACGAAUAAAUUCACUAAAAUCGGGUACAGGGGCACUGAUUUGUGAUUCGUCGGAUUUUCGUGAUUACGGAAUGUGUACACGGGUAUUCGAGACAUACUUUUGGGACGGAAUGUUCUUAAUAUACAACAAAACAAAAGGUAAAUUCGAAGAUGGCCGAACAUAUUCUUUAUUGCAAAAAAUAAGGACGAGAAUAAGAAGCACUGACUACUUCGUGCUUACUAGCCACAAAAUGGGCAAUCAAGUAGACUUUAAUACAAAGCAAUCUCGUAAUCGUUCCAAUCGUUUCAUGAAGGAGACAUGGACUGGAACUUCAAAAGCAUUUUAUGGUUCAAAUCAAGACAUUAAUACAUGGUUAAAAGACAACUUAGAAGCUAAUGAGAUAAACGGGGCUGAUGAAGAUAUAAUUUUGACACAAACCAUUCCGUAUGAUUGGGAUUCGACACAAGAAAUAAAAGACAAUUGGUUUCGCUUUGUUGAAGGGUAUAAAUCUGUUGAAAAAGAUGAAACGGGAAAAUUCAUAACUUUACCACGUUUUGUAUUAAUAACAAUGAAAACGGAUACAGAAUUAAGCAUGAAAAAUAUAAUUACAAGGCCAAAUAUUAUCGUUGACACUGGCAAAGAAUCGAUAAGUAUUUUUGAAGAGGAAAGCUGGGAUUGGAUAAAAAUCGGUAACGAUGUAAUUCUCAGAAAUGUCAAACCAGUUCCGAGCCAUGAGAGAGAGUUCCCACAUUUUGGAAUAUAUUGUGGUUUAUGGUCUGGUGGAAACGUCAAGCUGGACGAUGAAGUAUUUAUUUACUCUCCUGAUAUAUAGCAGGUGUAAAACUAAUAUUCUUCAAACAUUUGACGUUUACUUGUCUUAAUAGUUUAAUGUUAAGGUUAAUUUCACUUUAUUGAUAGAGAUAAGUAUAGAUAAAUCGCUUGAGUGUUUUGCAUUUUAAUGACGAUUUUAUUGACGGAUUAUCUUUUAUCUAUAGUUAUCUAUAGAUAUACUUUUAUAUAUAGAACACUCUGAUAUUUUUAUAAAAAUAUGUUUUACUUGCUUGCAAAACAUUUUCCUUAGUGCUAGAUAUAUAAUUUAUCAUUUGUGAUUGAAUUUGAGACGGAUAUUAUAUAUAUGAUUUUGUGUAGUAAAUAAUAUUUGUAAAUUUAACACAUGUACAAAUUAUUCAUGUAUAGAUGUGUUUAUAACAUUAUACAUGGCAUAUUACGUGGCAUUGGUUACAGAACUAAAUUAGCCAAAAAUGUUGAAAAGUUGAUUUUAUUAUUUAUUUUGUGAUAUCGAUAUAUGAAAUUGAAAUAUGUACAAAAUAAAUAAUAAUAAAAAUAUAUGAUUUUUAUAAUCACCAACAAAUAUAAACGUUAUACGUACGUGCAUUGCACUUUUAUUUGUGAAUAUUAUAAAUACAAUCAUAUAUAAAGUGUCAGUUUAAAUUUGGUAUCAAAAAAACUGAAAAAUUAUAGCU
Messenger RNA from Linepithema humile (Argentine ant), 1801 nucleotides. RefSeq lists its product as uncharacterized. NCBI's taxonomy places the organism in Eukaryota, Metazoa, Arthropoda, Insecta, Hymenoptera, Formicidae. The record is from RefSeq and is a predicted model, not a curated record.